AUGGCCUUCUUCAAGUGUUUCAAGAAAGGCACCGUUACUAUUCUUGAGGAUGAAAGUGAUAACUGGGACGAAGCAGCUUCAAAAAAUUCCAAGUCUACAGAUAGGGACCUUCACUCCACUGUUUUACAGUUAAAGUCCUCCCGUCAUACAGAUACCAAUUCAUCGAAGGCGUUCGAGCUUCUUAGCGAUCGAAUCCAUAAUGGAGCAGUGAAUUGGAGUUCUGCCCUCCCGACAGCUGGUGAAUCUACAUUUACUGAGUAUUACUGGGAGUGGCUUGAAGAUGUGGUAAGUAGAAGUACUCAGGUUCUUAAGAGCACCGGUCUAUAUAAUGUAGUAUUUGCCUCAUUAUUUAGCUAUGAUCGACAUGCUCCAGUCAUUCGAGCCUUUUGCGAGUACUGGUGUCCUGCAACAAAUACUCUUCAUACAUCGCAAGGAGAGAUGUCUAUUUCCCUUUGGGAUCUUCAUGAAAUUGGUGGUCUCCCUAUUACAGGUCGAUUUUAUGAUGAAGUUAUUCCAACCACUGAGAGUCUCAACAGGAAGGAUCAUAAAGGCAUGUCUUAUAUCCCACACAUUUGUCGCUACUUAUUCUUAGAGUAUCACAACAUUUUACAGGAUUCUAAAGGAAAAUCUGGAGUGAGAAUGACUGCUUGGAUAAAGUACUGGUCUCGAGGGCCAUUCAAGUAUAAAAAGCCUUCAAGGAAAACCAUACGGAACAAGUCACAAAAGCCAAAGGAGGACUCUGAUCCAUCUGGUAUCAUUCCGAUAGCACUGAAAUGCACUGAGGAAGAGGAAAGAGUUUUUGAAGAUUUGGGUAUAGCUGAUGAAGACAUGGAAAAAUCCUACUUGGCUGCAUUCCUUGCUUACUGGUUGCGCAAAUUUGUAUUUCCCAAAGAUGACGUAACUUUGAUCAUACCAGGGGUUUUCAAAGUUGCCAGUCGAAUGGCGCACGAUGUAUCAUUUGGCCUAGCAGUUCCAGUAUUGGCCAGCAUUUACAAGGGGUUGAACGAUAUUUGUAGUGCGGAUGAUCCAGGAAUUUGCACAACUGUUCUACCUUUCCAUUAUGUGUAUGGAUGGUUGGGUGAAUACUUCGACACAACAUUUUACAUCAUCUUCUGA
This is a messenger RNA of Prunus armeniaca (apricot), 1116 nucleotides long. Lineage: Eukaryota; Viridiplantae; Streptophyta; Magnoliopsida; Rosales; Rosaceae. The record is from the annotation of a GenBank genome assembly.